This is a messenger RNA of Glarea lozoyensis ATCC 20868, 711 nucleotides long. RefSeq names its product Protein kinase-like (PK-like). Gene Ontology annotation, biological process: protein phosphorylation. Gene Ontology annotation, molecular function: ATP binding; protein kinase activity. The record is from RefSeq and is a predicted model, not a curated record. The transcript has a single exon. NCBI's taxonomy places the organism in Eukaryota, Fungi, Ascomycota, Leotiomycetes, Helotiales, Helotiaceae. The coding region runs from base 1 to 711 and encodes 236 amino acids.
AUGUGGGAAGUAGAGAAUGACGAUUGGACAUUUGCCUACACAAAGAUUAUACUUAGAGAGGCCGAUCGAUAUGACUAUGCGAUGUCGACUCGUCGUUACUCCAUGAAUUCCAAACCCGAUAUACAUGAACUCGACCUUAUCCCAAUUCCAACUUCAGAAGAAUCCACACGAGCACCUCAGCCAUUGUCCCAAGACUGUUACACUAAGCGACCUAGUCUACUGUUUUAUGAGGACACCGAGGGCCCAGCCGAAAAAAUGUGUAGUCUCCUACUGAGCGAAGCAAAAGUCUUCGAGACCUUGAGAGCAUUUCCCCAUCCUAAUAUUGCUAAACCUUUGCGAUGUGUGGUCGAGGAUGACAAAAUAACGGGCCUCUGCCUCGUCAAUUACGGUGCAACUUUGCAAGAUAGAGCAACUGAGGACUCUCGGCCUUUCGACAUUGACCUCUGUUGGAAGGGUAUCCAGCAGGGCAUUCGGCACCUUCAUAACUUAGAUCUUAUUCGUUGCGAUAUUAAUCCAAGGAACAUACUAAUGGAUGGGGACGCUCCGGUCAUUAUUGAUUUGGAUUUUUGUCAUCGUAAAGGAGAAAAACUAGGAAUUAAGAUUGGGACACGUGAGUGGACAAACAAAGAUUUCGAGUCUGCAUUGCCCGAGAACGAUGAAUAUGGAUUUUCAAAAAUUCGAGACUUUCUAUACAAAUCUCGGAAGACAUAA